AUGGCUAUGCAAGCCGGUGUUCAGACCUCUAAGGUCCUCAUACUUCUAGGAGCAGGUGUGUCUGGUUCGAUUGUAUUAAGACAUGGGAGGUUGUCAGACCUAAUAGCGCAGCUUCAAGACUUACUCAAGGGGGCUGAAGGAGUUGAAAGCACACCAUAUAAUUUUGACAGUGCGGCUCUAGCUGCUCAGAUUCGUCAACUUGCAAGCGAGAUUAAAGAACUAACUAUGACCAAUCCCAUUACCGUCUUCAACGGAGAUUCAAGCUCCAAUGGCUAUGCGUCUUACCUGGUUCCAGCGGCCGCCGUUGGAGCUAUGGGAUAUUGUUACAUGUGGUGGAAGGGUUGGUCAUUUUCCGAUGCGAUGUUUGUGACAAAGAAAAAUAUGGCUGAUGCAGUUGCCUCUGUUUCAAAACAACUAGAAGAUUUAUCAGAAUCAUUAGCGUCAACAAAGAAACAUCUUUCUAAGAAGCUAGCGACUUUGGAUUGGAAGGUGGAAGAGCAGGCCGAGACAUCUAAAAUGAUCUUAAGUGAUGAUAAGGAUACAUUCGUCACAUCGAUACUUGCUUCAAUGCAGGUAACCGAGAUGAAAUCAAGCAUUUCACAAAUUGGGUUUGAUGUUCAGCAAGUUUAUGAUAUGAUAUCCGGAAUGGAGGGGAAGAUUGAAACUAUUGAAAGCAAACAAGAAGUGACCAACUCGGGACUAUGGCAUCUAUGUAAAAUUGCAGGCGUUAAAGAUAGCACUAUAAGCACUAAAGUCUUUCAGGAUAUUGUUCCAAGAUUACCUAUCGAUACUAAACCAUCAGCUGACGAUUCUCUCUCGGGUCUGCGGUUUCUGACAGAAGGCAAGGAGGCUGGAAACGUAAUACAUAAACCGGUUUUGGCGAAAGAAAGCCCGGUGAUGGUGAAACCAGUGGAGGAACAAACAAAAGCCGCAGUCGCAGCAAGAACCCGAGUUCAUAGAGUAUUUCCUGGUGGAAUAUCUUGGGUACAGAACGUUACAGGACUAUCGUAA
Molecule: messenger RNA, 1011 nt
Organism: Arabis nemorensis
Lineage: Eukaryota; Viridiplantae; Streptophyta; Magnoliopsida; Brassicales; Brassicaceae
Source: the annotation of a GenBank genome assembly